GUCUCAGCCAGCCCCCACCUGCCUGCCUUCUUAUUUACAUCCAAUCCAGGGUGUGGCACUAUCAACUUCCUCCUCCCUAGUCUCAGUGUUGCCACUUUGGAACUCAGGAGGAUGAGGGCAAAACUAGAGAUAAGUUGGUGCUGCCUUUCAUUGGCUUUGGCUCCACCUCCUGUUGGCCUCUCUGCCUUCUGUCUCACCAGUCUGAACUAACACUAGGCACCACUGAAUUUCUAAGAGAUCCCAGGGCUGCAAAAUGUCUGGGUGCCAGUUGCCCUGAUACAACAUACCUAUCACUCACCAUGGGAGAGGGAGGACGCAGACAGAAGUGAUUGGUCUCUCCUCCUCUCUCUAUGGGCAGCUCCACCAGGUCAAAUUCGCCCCAGCAGACCUCUUACUCUUAAAGGGAAAGAGCACACACCCUCUGCCUAUGAACCAGCCCUCCCUUGAGUGGUGAGGCCAGAAGGAUUGAGAGGAGGCGGCAGAUGGAGGCCCCCACGAAACGCACUUUGCCAAGGGCCUCCCAUAAUCUGAAACCAGGCCUGCCCACUAUCCUAUUUCCAGCGUGGCUGCUAAUAAAGCAUACAGAUACGAUUCAGCUGAGCGUCCCCCACUGGGCACCGCCAUGGUAGACCGGGGCCCCCUGCUGACGUCCGCUAUCAUCUUCUACCUGUCCAUUGGAGCAGCUAUCUUCGAAGUCCUGGAGGAGCCUUAUUGGCGAGCAGCGUCGGAAGGCUACAAGCAGAAGAAAACGCAACUCCUCAAGGACUUUCCCUGCCUGGGCCAGGAAGGGCUGGACAAGAUCCUGCAGGUGGUAUCAGAAGCUGCUGGGCAAGGAGUUUCUAUCGAUGCCAAUGACACCUUCAACAACUGGAACUGGCCUAAUGCUGUCAUCUUUGCUGCUACCGUGAUUACAACCAUUGGCUAUGGAAAUGUUGCUCCCAAGACUUCAGCUGGACGACUUUUCUGUAUAUUUUAUGGACUCUUUGGUGUUCCUCUCUGCUUAACAUGGAUCAGUGCUUUGGGAAAGUUUUUUGGUGGACGUGCCAAGAGGCUGGGUCAGUUCCUGACGAAGAGAGGAGUAAGCCUGAGAAAAGCACAAAUUACAUGCACCGCUAUUUUCAUCAUCUGGGGAGUCCUCAUCCAUCUAGUUCUUCCUCCCUUUGUCUUUAUGGUGACUGAAGGCUGGGAUUACAUUGAAGGUCUCUACUUCUCAUUCAUCACUAUUACGACCAUAGGAUUUGGAGACUUUGUUGCUGGUGUGAAUCCAAAUAUGACUUACCAUUCACUCUACAGAUACUUUGUAGAGCUGUGGAUCUACCUGGGCCUAGCUUGGCUUUCCCUCUUUGUUAAUUGGAAGGUCAGCAUGUUUGUUGAGGUCCACAAAGCAAUCAAGAAACGAAGAAAAAAAAGGAAGGAGUCCUUUGAAAACCAUCCUCCUACAAAAAAAGCUCUUCAGAUGUCUAACCCAAAAGAUGUGAACAUUUUCAGCUUCCUUUCUAAGAAGCAAGAGACUUACAAUGAUCUCAUCAAGCAGAUUGGAAAGAAAGGUCUGAAAACAAGCAAUGACAAAAUUCUGAAUGGAGAGCAAGUGAAGCCAACAUUGCAACAUUCUAGCAAAGACAUCAAAGUGAUGUACACAAGGAACAAGUUAUUUGACUAUGAUGAGGUUUCUCUGGGACUCCAAAACUUUCAUGUUAUGAGACAUCUAACUGACACACGUAUUGGGGAUAGCCCAAUUGAGGGCAAUGUGUUUGUAAAUCAGCUGGAUCGAAUCAGUGAGGAAGAAGGGGAAGCAUGGGACUCCAGAGACUAUCGACCUCUGAUCUUUGAAAAUGCAAAUAUAACAUUUGUAAAUGAAGAGGAGGAUGAAGAAGAAGGGGAUCUUUCAGAUGAUGAGGAAACUUCAAAGUCCUCUGUGGAUGACAAUCUUGCAGAGGAACCUGAGACUCAGAAAAAACUUGUGAAAUUCCCAUGCUCUGAUGAAUCUACCUUUACCAAUAAUGAGUUAGAGAUAUCUGUGCCUUAUGAGCAGCUAAUGAAUGAAUAUAACACAGUGAAUACUGCAAAAGCUGCAACGUGAAGAAGUACUUUUUCUUGUUUUGCUACUAGCUUCCUGAAAAAUCACUGAUUGCAGAUUUCAACAGAUAAACAUACAUGAAGAAGAGGAGGAGGGUGUACCAUAUUUGGUAUUUUCCACUGGCGCCACCUCCUUGCAUUAGCAGACUGAAAGCAUUCAACAUCUGGAUAAUAUCUGUAGUUGUUUAUUACUCAGUUUUGCUUAUUCACUGUGAAGUGAUGGUUCUAAAAACUUGAGAGUUCCUUUUCCCUUUGAGGAGGUGGUAGAAGAAAAGCCUACAGUUAUUGGGCCUAUUCAGUAUUUGUUUCCUUCUUUUAAUGAAGAGUGACAUUCUGAUACUGUAGUCAGACUGGUUUGGAUUGAUUGUAUGUGGGACAUGGCUGGUAACUGUACUAAUUCUUGACCUCUGAAAAACUGAAUUCAGAUAAUGCCUUGGUGCAGAGUGGAAAAUGUUGAUAACAUUAUCCAAACGCAAUCACACAAUGAAGCUCUCUUUCUAUUCUCCUUUUAAGGGAUGCUUUGAACUGGAAGGGCUGAGUGUCCUGAAUGUCAGAGAUGAGAUACGUUGGCAGUCCUGACUAGGGAUCUUGAAGAGAAUCUGCUCAAGUUUUGCCAGUUCUUUUGAGUCAUGAGCUGAAGGUCCAUGAACAAAAGCACUAUCUUAAACACAGACCCAGUUUUAUGGAGAUAUCGUACCUUCUGUUAUACAAGAAGCUGUCUGCGGUUAAACCUGGUGAACAUGAAAAGCCCAUAUGACUUAUAUUUAAAAUUCAGUUGUGCAAGAAGAUUACAGAUGACAGAUUUAAAAUGAAGAAAAAGCACAGGGACAAACCUGUGUUUUGCGUCAAAAAUGCCCUUCCAUUGUCUAUACUCUACAGAAAUACUUGAAUAAACUUUAUGUGCUAAUGUCUCCUAAAUGAAAUUUAGUGAUGCUGCCCUUUUGAAUGACUGUUUUUUAAAUAGCAAAACACAGCCUGAAUAUCUUUAAAUGUCUGUCUGAAGGGUCUAAGAGCUGCAAAGAGUUCUUUAUAUUCAGUGUCUCAGCUUCUAGAAAAUUAUAUUUUUUAUUUCAUUCCAUUUAGUACUUGAGAUAUUUGUUAUGGACAUAUUAUGGAGUUGGGUUUUUUCCCAUAUAGGUAUUUCAGCUGCUUUUCUAAGUAAAGUUAAAAUGUUUGCAACAUCAGAGAAGACUAUAAGAAGGAUUAAAGUAGCAGCAGAAUUUGGGUAUCAUGGCAAAGGGCUUUGUCUGAUAUCUGCCUUUGCAGUGGAAAAGAGAUAAUUAACUCAAUGGUUGGUGUUCCUUUUGAAAAGCAGAGAACUACCGAUACCUUGUAAGUUAUUGGAGCACAGUAACAAUGAUGAGGAAUCGUAAUCCUCAAAAUGUUCUGGCCCCAUAAGGUUUCACUGCUAGAGCUGUUUGAGGAUCAGGCUGUAAAUUGCUCCAAUGUGAAUUGUAAUUGUACCCCUUGUGGGUUUUACCUGAAUUGGAAGAAUUCAUAGGUGAAGAAAGUCUGGGGCAUGUGGGAGUUUCUGAAUGGUAAGAAAGGCCAAAUGGAACUUUUGCAAUACUAAUAUUGAAUGAUUUAAGUAUAUACAAACUGCUCAUUUUGACUACUGUUUGGCUUCUGAACUGUGGAGUAGAUUUGUACUGUUCCUUUUAUAAAGAUGCCUCUGAGCAACCAUAUACUCCUUGGAAGGACAGCUCAAAAACAUUUGUUGCAAAUGACGGUCUGUGUUCAUUUCUGUUUGGAAAUUUAUAUUAUGUAUGCAAGAAAGCUUGCAAGAAAAAAAGUAAGAAGGAACUAAAAAUAUUUUCUUACACUUUUUCUCGACGGAAGUUAUCCCAUUGGAUUUGCCAGUGUUAUCCUAUGCAUUACAUCAUGCAUGGCUGAAAUAUAGGCCAAGAGACUAGUGGUGUUGCUCUUAAAGGCUGGUUGGCUACUUUUUUAUUUAGACUGGCCCUUUCAGGCAAGACUGAUUUUUACCUCUGUAAAAACAACUUUUGACAUCAAAUAGUUUCAUCAAGACUCAAGAACCGUUGUCUUGCUGUUUAUAUCAGUGACAGCUGUAGUUUAUGUUCCUUUUUAUUCCAUAGCAGAUAAUACACUGUGAGUACUGAGUUGUGUCCUGUUUUUGUUACAAAAGUGCACAUCAUUUUUGUGAAGAUAACUUGAUAAAGUUGGCAUUGGAUUCUGGUGUGUCUUCCAUGAAUGAAUGGCUAAGAGGUUUCUCUCUGCACUAAAAGAGGCACAGAAUGGUGCACACAAUGGAAAUUCUUUCAGUGUUUUGAGUACAGUAUAGGACAGCCAAGAAACUAUUUAUGAUUACCUUGGAAUGUUGCUUCUUCUUGGUGUAACUGUUGUGUUGCAUAGUGCACAGGCAGGCAGAGACAAAAUGAUGCAAGCAUGGAGCUGAGGUCUCCAUCUUCAGGGUCAUCUCUUCAAUACAAAUGAGCUCAUGUGAACUGUUGAAAAUGCAGGUUGGGUGCUGCCCUUUAGAUAUGGUAUAUAGCUAUUAACAUCUUCCUAGGAAAUACCCUGUGUUUCUAGGAACUUAAGCAGCUUUCAAGGAAACAAAGCCCUUGUUUUAAAUUAAGAGAAAUUUAAUAGAUGUAAGCAUAACCUGCAAAGUUGUUAGGCAUUUCUACCUAGUGUUUGGAAGAAAGCCCUGUUAAAAUCAAUAUGGACUUAUUCCAAGCAGUUGGAUCAUUUGGUAGAAUCUUACUCUGAAGAACACCACGUGCCUUGCAGUGGGUGAAAUUUAGCUGGGUCUUUUGGUCAUAAAGUGGCCAGCACAAAGGGUAUAUGCAUAAAUAUUGGAUCAUGUCUUUAUUAGCUGCUCAAGCUAUUCAUUUACCUUUUUUUGCCUAACAUUCAUUAAAUGAUGGAGCCACCUUAGACCUAUCUGAGAACUGGUCUGCCUUAGCACUCUCUUCGUCUAAAGUACUGUCUUCCAUAUGUUAAGUGGAGAUUCGGUCUUCUCAGUUGGAGUUAUUUUGAAGUGCCUUUGACUGGUUUGAUUUCCCAGCUACAUCUGGGCAAGGAUUUGCAUAAUGUGAAACAAAGUGUAAAGUUUGGAAACUGCUUCUUUUUUCUCCUGGGGGAAAAAAAUCUAGAAUUUUGAUGGAGAGAAAUCACUUUUGCUUUAUGUGCAUGUUGUUAUUUAGGUGUUGCGGAAGGGAUUUAUUUUUUAAAGAUAGCUGUUAACCUUCAAAAGCACCAGAGCACCAAUAGUAUUCAUGUGUUCUUUUUGGGGGGAAGGGAGGACUCUAUCCCUACCAAGCUGUGGACCAUGAAAACUUAGUACUGCUGUGUUGCCUUGCUCCCCACCACCACUGUUGUCACUUGAAUUGGAAUAACCCAGAAUGUUGGCAGUGGCUGCUAAGCUUUUUAGUGUUAUGGGGGGGGGAUAAGUUCCAGAAUUUGGACCAAAAAGAUAAGUACCUCUCUUCCUCUUCUUUAACAGAGUAUAGGACUUUCACAUGACCAGAAUUAGCCAAACAUAGGGGCCAUUCCUGAGACUGUGACUGUGUAUUCAGUAAUUUCAUAGUAGGGUAGUGACCAGGUAUAAAUUUGCUCUGAAAAAUACAGGAGAAGCCUCAUCAUCAACCCACCAUCUUGCUACAUGAUUCCUAAGUAUAUCCAGUGCAAAACUGACCCAGAGAUAGUCUUGCUCUGCAAUAGGUCUAUAUAAAGCAGUAUAUCACUCUAACGUUUCUUUUAAAGAGGGCCUGUAAGGGUACCUCCACUUGCUUACACAACCGGCAGAGUUAUGGCUCCAAUACAGUGGUACAAAACUGUUCCGCAACACUUGUUUAAGUCCCCUCUUAAUUUGAAGGCAUAAUUGACUCCAUUGCUGGCAAUAGGUGUGCCAAAGCAUAAGAUAACUAAAGAUUGUUACCCUCAACAUGACUUGGUUCAUCGCUUACUUUAUUGGAACGGUACAGGUGAAAAUGCACUAGCAUCUUCUCUGAAAAAAGCAAUACUUAAAAAGCCUCUUAACAGCUGUCUGGUAGGUGGACUCAUCUUUAGUUUUCAUGCCUUCUAUGCUACACUGAAUUUUUGAAUGAGGCUCUCUAUUUUUCAUAUGGUUCUUGAAAUGUGCAGUCCUGACAAUCUCAUCUCUGUCACUCCUUCACAUGAACAGACACAACUCCUGUUUCAGUCUGUACUUUUGCCUAUUUUUGUGUCACUGGAAUCACUGUAUGUAAAUAUUAGACUUUGUAAAAUGUAAUUUAUUUUUAAAAAAAAUUUCAAUAAAAA
Molecule: messenger RNA, 6339 nt
Organism: Rhineura floridana
Lineage: Eukaryota; Metazoa; Chordata; Lepidosauria; Squamata; Rhineuridae
Gene: KCNK5
Product: potassium two pore domain channel subfamily K member 5
Exons: 6
Coding region: 623-2080 (485 amino acids)
Biological process (GO): potassium ion transmembrane transport; stabilization of membrane potential
Cellular component (GO): membrane
Molecular function (GO): potassium ion leak channel activity
Source: RefSeq, a predicted model, not a curated record